GCCUCCUCACGUUCUUCUCCCGUUCCCAUCCGUCCCACGUCAACAGAACAUCAAUAGUUUCAACGACGCUCCUCCAUUCGCACCAUGACGGCUGCGCUGGCGUCUGAGAUCGAUGCCCGCGCCGCCGCUACACCAUCAUGUCGCUGAUUCCCUACCAACCCCACGAGGGCCGGGAGAUUGUCCUCCGUCACCACAACGCCAUCGUCGUCCGCGACUCGACCUCCCACCGACUCGAGAUUCGAGGCCUCUCAGAAUGUCCCACCUGCCACCAGCCGCUGACCGGCCGCCCCUCCCCCUCUUCCGACCGGCCGCCGUAUGACCGGUCAUUUGGCGCCCGCCAUGAGUCCUACGUCGACCCGGACUACUUUCGCAUGCUCCGCGCCGCCAACGCCGACGCCGUUCCCGAUAACGCGCCCCCGAGCCCCGUGCGGAGGUUCUUCACGCCCGCCCUCGGAGAUACCACCAGGCCCGUAGCUCAGCCAUCGUACUCUGCCCCCGAGAUCCAGGACGGUACCGCCGAGUUCGUCUCCAGCACCCCCGGUGUCGCUCCCAUCGCAGGCAGCAAGAUACGGCGGAAUGCCUUCAGCCCCGGCUACUUCAAUACGUUCUUCGUCGAGGAGAGAGUCCUCGGAAAGGGAGGCAAGGGUGUCGUCCUGCUGGUACGCCACGAAAUCGACGGCUGUGCUUUGGGCCAGUUUGCCUGCAAACGAGUCCCCGUGGGCGAUGAUCACGCCUGGUUGGAGAAAGUCCUUAUUGAAGUCGAGCUGCUUGCCAAACUGUCACACCCCAACCUUGUCUCAUACCGCCAUGUCUGGCUGGAGGAUGUCAGGCUGACUCGCUUCGGCCCCAGCGUGGCGUGCGCCUUCAUUCUCCAGCAGUACUGCAAUGGUGGCGACCUUCACCAAUAUCUUGUUGGUGGAGCACCCAGAGAGGCAACCAAAGAAGAGCUCAAGGCUCAGAUGCGCCGGAGGUCAAAAGGCCAGCUGGACCCUCCGACAGAUCUGUUCUCAGGCAACCGCCAGCUGUCGUUUGAUGAAAUCUACUCUCUCUUCAAGGACAUCACCUCUGGUGUUGCCUAUCUCCAUGCCGCAAACUACAUCCAUCGCGAUCUCAAACCUAGUAACUGCCUCCUGCACCAUGAGGGUGGAAGGCUGAUUUGCCUUAUUAGCGACUUUGGCGAAGUCCAGCCCGAGAACACCAUCCGCAAGUCUUCUGGGACGACAGGCACCAUUUCUUACUGCGCCCCCGAGGUUCUCAAGAUGGAGUCUUCAGGCCGCUAUGGAAAUUUCACUACCAAAUCGGAUAUCUUCUCCCUAGGAAUGAUUCUAUUCUUCAUGUGCUUCGGAAGGUUGCCAUACCACAACGCCAAUGCCAUACAGGAAGAGCUCGAGGAUGUAGACAAACUCAGAGCUGAGAUUACUCACUGGCAAGGCUUCCAAGAUGAACGGAGGCAACGUCCAGACCUCCCCUCGAAACUCUACCAGCUCUUGAAGAAGUUGCUGUCGCUGAAUCCUGCCGAGCGCCCUAGUGCCAACGAAGUCCUCAAGGCGAUGAGAGGUGAAUCCCUGAGUUUUGAUGUAAGAGAAGACCAUGCCCCGGUUCCCGCGCUCAGCAUCAACGGGAACAGAGUCCAAAGCCUCGACUCCCCUGCAGCCCCUAGUACUCCGGUCCCAGGGUCACGCCAGCGCCGGCACUCAAACUCACCGGAUAACUUCCAGUCGAUCGACGAGUGGCCUGGAUCUUCGCAGAGAGACAAAUCACCAUCCACGGGUGUACGAGGUAUGCGCCAGGACCAAGCUCAUCCGGCCGGCCCUCGCCACCGUGCCUCCCAUUCAAUGGUGAUAUCCCGCAGCCAAGACAGAGCUCGUAGUCCUGCGGUCGCCAACGACGUCAAUGACCAGCUCGAAGAGACUGAACGAGAAUCCUUCAGCCCUCCACUCUUGAUGGCACCCCCAGGUACCAUCUCGAGAAUGAUGGGCAGUAGGCUUGGUGGUCUCUUCUUUCGCGUAAUGACUAUCUCAGGGCCGCAUCUCCCUCUACUGAGCUACAUUGGGCGCCUGACUAUCUUUCUUGCCAAGAUGGCCUCCCUCACCAGGCCUUGUUGGCCGUUUAUCGUCAAUUCCCAGAUUGGCAUCCCGCUAGUAGCCGUGGCCGCCCUGGACUUGGGCUUGCCACAACUAAGGAGGCCUCUACUGGUGACCGGACUGGACCAUAGGAGCCUUAUUCCAAGCGGAGCCUAUGCUUGGGGCCUAGGAACAAGUCUACUCUUACUGGCGUUUCACUUCAUUGUCCUGUGGCUGGCCUCGGAAUCGAAAGCCCUGUGUGCAACAAGUGAGCAUGAGGGAUUGCCUGAGUGGUAAGGGCGAGAAAUCACCGAUCGAGAAUGAACCUUUUAACCCGCUCCCCGCUCCAAAUAUCCCACUCAGCUGGUACAAGGUGAACCAAAUGCGGCUGAGCCUCUCCAGUUACAUCGAGGCAGAAACGAGAUAUCGUGUACUCCUUGGACUGGACCAGAGAUCAACAGCCUAUUCAUACCCUGGAACGUUCAAACUGCAGAAGUCUGACCGUUUGAUAAUUUGCAUUUAUCUACGACUUAAAAGCUACAUAUAUAAUAGAGAAUACAAUUUGCUCUCCAACCGGAA
This is a messenger RNA of Ilyonectria robusta, 2642 nucleotides long. Its product is annotated as kinase-like domain-containing protein. Gene Ontology annotation, molecular function: protein kinase activity; ATP binding. Gene Ontology annotation, biological process: protein phosphorylation. NCBI's taxonomy places the organism in Eukaryota, Fungi, Ascomycota, Sordariomycetes, Hypocreales, Nectriaceae. Bases 138 to 2360 code for a protein of 740 amino acids. The record is from RefSeq and is a predicted model, not a curated record. The transcript has 3 exons.